Molecule: messenger RNA, 1380 nt
Organism: Aspergillus calidoustus
Lineage: Eukaryota; Fungi; Ascomycota; Eurotiomycetes; Eurotiales; Aspergillaceae
Source: the annotation of a GenBank genome assembly
AUGCCGCUUCCAACUCAACACAAAGCCUGUGAUCUUUGCUACACCAGGAAAAGACGAUGUUUGAUUCGUCCAGGCGCGGGCGCCUGCGUUCGCUGCCAGAAAUCUUCCGUUGCCUGCACCGCCUCGCGACAACAACCUCGGGCAGGUCGUCCGCCAAACCGAGAGCUCGUUGGGGUUACAAAGGGCUCGCUUGGCAUAUUUGAGCUUGCCUUCUCACGGCCACCGCGCCCAGUUACUCACUCACCGGACGAGGAUGGGUCUGCGCCUAACCUGCUGGCCAGGGUUGGCACCAUCCAUCAUGCAUUGCCUCCCCCAACAAGGUUGCCAAGCAACAUCGAUUCCCUGAGUGACAUCUAUAUGUUUGGCCCAACAUUCGCCCGAGACUUUCAUCGCGCCCUCGAGUACUGCUGCCAUAAGUCACCAGGGCUGUUGGAUGAAAUCUUCUGUGCCCUCGAAAGUUCCCUUGCAUGGGCGCGGCUGGCGCUGCUUCCUGUCGAGCACGUUGAUAUAAAGAGUGGCGCAAUCUCUGUGCGAAAACUGCAUAAUGUCCAAAUUACAAACACACAUGAUGCGCUCGGAUACCUCAUGCUUGGCCAGGCAUUAGCUGCCUUCAACUCGCUCAUCAUGCCAACAGGCACCGCAUCAAUCCUCCGGUGUACUCUCUCGAUGGUUCAUCCCUGGUACUCGGAGAUUGCCCGUGUACCGUUCUUUGACCCAAUUUCGAUCGCUCCCAUUUUCUGGGACAUCGCCUGGUGUUUGUUGCAUCGUGAAGUCCCUGUUAUCAAGCCCGUUCUGGGCCGGAAAGGGGUGGUUGAUCGGGUGGCGGGGAUCUGCACAUCCUUGCUGCCAACUCUCUACGACCUCUGCGUUUAUAGUUCUCAACUAAAGGAUUGUUCGGUACAUAAUGAAACCCUAGAUGAGAUCGAGCAGAAGGUCCGCGCCUGGAUACCCGAUGAGUCCGGUCUCGCCCUUGGGCAGUACAGCGCGCUCGAAGUUCUGUCAAUGCACACACAGGCCGCCAUGUACAAGACAGCAAGCUUGCUGCUCAUCCAUCGCCUUCGGUACCCUCUAGGUACAGAGGACCCAACCGCAACAGCUAUUGCAGAAGAGAUUCUAGAAGCAAGGUCCCAGUUCUCCGCUGCUGCGGGACCUUCAGCGAAACUACAACACACGGUAUUCCCGACCUUUCUCGCCUUGCUGGAGGUUCCAAACCCUGUUAUAACCGUGUGGGAGAACUCGACAUGUCUCCGUGCUCGGCCAGUCUGUAUGGACGGCCUAGUGGCCUUUCCUGCAUAUGUCUGUGAACAGCGGCGGGCCGGGUUCAACGGUUCGCUACUCGAUCUGGUCAAAACGGGCCCUGCAUUUCCCUCGUUUCCGUGA